Molecule: messenger RNA, 544 nt
Organism: Anopheles funestus (African malaria mosquito)
Lineage: Eukaryota; Metazoa; Arthropoda; Insecta; Diptera; Culicidae
Exons: 2
Coding region: 137-415 (92 amino acids)
Source: RefSeq, a predicted model, not a curated record
AGUACCCAACCCGCGUCUGCUGCGCUUAGUAGCUGUCGAAUCGCGCGUAAUUUGGUGGUCGCGCUUCGCCUAUCGUAUCAGCUACAAGUGCGUGAUCAGUUUUGUGCUUCCGGCCACAUCUAUAAAGUUUCAUUGGAUGUUGAUUUUAGCCAAAAAUCUAGACCAGAUUAUUUGGCAUUACGAAAGGCAAAUGGAUCGGGAGGAGGAGUUUGACAUUUCGAAACGGGAUGCGAAACGGCUGGCGGAACCACUGAUUAAGGCCGCCUAUGCGGAUGGCAUCGAUACCGGGCGGCAAGUGCACUAUCAGCGCAAUUUUGACGAGGGCUACCGGAAAGGGUUUGCUGCCGGAUUCGAGCACGGUCAGCAACAGGCGCGCCGGGUACUGGACGAGCAUCGGAAGGCGUCCGGGAGCUGAUGACGUUUGUCGAAUUUGUGAUCAAUGUUGAGGCACGUUUAAUCGAUUAGGAGGAUAGCAUUGUAACGGGUUUAGAGUGCUAAAGAUAAAUAUACUUAUCGGAAGAAGUACAAAUGUUGACUUUUUUUU